Ceratotherium simum simum (southern white rhinoceros) is the source of this 1957-nucleotide messenger RNA. The record is from RefSeq and is a predicted model, not a curated record. NCBI's taxonomy places the organism in Eukaryota, Metazoa, Chordata, Mammalia, Perissodactyla, Rhinocerotidae.
GCGCUGGUCCUGCUGGGGGCUGCCCACGCCAAGGACCUGCCUCUGUCGUCUCCUCUUCCGCCGCCCAGGUCCCCCGGCAAGAACAUCCCCUAGGAUGGCGGAGGAGAGCAGCAGUGCCAGUACCAGGGACUGCGUGUCCUUCAGCGUGCUCACCUGGGAUCAGGUGAGCCGGCUGCAUGAGGUCUUGACCGAGGUCGUGCCCAUCCACGGACGAGGCAACUUUCCAACCCUGGAGAUAACUCUGAAGGACAUCGUCCAGACUGUCCGCAGCCAGCUGGAGGAGGCAGGCAUCAAAGUGCGGGACGUCCGGCUGAAUGGCUCUGCAGCUGGCCACGUCUUGGUCAAAGACAACGGCUUGGGUUGCAAAGACCUGGACCUAAUCUUUCACGUGGCUCUUCCCACAGAGGCAGAAUUUCAACUGGUCAGAGAUGUGGUUCUGUGCUCCCUUCUGAACUUCCUGCCAGAGGGUGUGAACAAGCUCAAAAUCAGUCCAGUUACCCUGAAGGAGGCUUAUGUCCAGAAGCUGGUGAAGGUCUGCACCGACACUGACCGCUGGAGCCUGAUCUCCCUCUCCAACAAGAACGGGAGGAAUGUGGAGCUGAAAUUCGUCGACUCCAUCCGGCGUCAGUUUGAGUUUAGCGUGGACUCUUUUCAAAUCAUCCUGGAUUCUUUGCUCUUUUUCUAUGACUGCUCCAGUAACCCCAUCUCUGAGCACCUCCACCCCACGGUGAUUGGGGAGAGCAUGUACGGGGACUUUGAGGAAGCCUUCGACCAUCUGCAGAACAGACUGAUCGCCACUAAGAACCCUGAGGAGAUCAGGGGCGGGGGACUGCUCAAGUACAGCAACCUUCUCGUGCGGGACUUCAGGCCCACAGACCAGGAAGAAAUCAAAACUCUGGAGCGUUACAUGUGCUCAAGGUUUUUCAUCGACUUCCCGGACAUCCUCGAGCAGCAAAGGAAGUUGGAGACCUACCUUCAAAACCACUUUGCCGAGGAAGAGAGGAGCAAGUACGACUACCUCAUGAUCCUUCGCAGGGUAGUGAAUGAGAGCACCGUGUGCCUCAUGGGGCACGAACGGAGGCAGACCCUGAACCUCAUCUCCCUCCUGGCCUUGCGUGUGCUGGCAGAACAAAACAUCAUCCCCAAUGCCACCAACGUCACCUGUUACUACCAGCCAGCUCCCUAUGUCAGUGAUGGCAACUUCAACAACUACUACAUUGCCCAUCCUCCAGUUACCUACAGCCAGCCGUACCCUACCUGGCUGCCCUGUAACUAACCUUGAGACCUGAGGGUUUCCACAGUGGGAACCCCAAUAGGGCAAGGGCUCUCAGGUAGGGGAGCCUCCUUUUAGAUGUAGGUGUUUGGCUUUUAAAGGGGAACUCAGCUCUGAUUCUGCUUUUUUUUCCUUUGUGUACCCAUUGGAUGGGUCUACAGUAUAUCAUGAGCCAACCCUGAAGGGCCCCGUUAUUCCAGUGCCACUUUGGAAAAUGCUAUGGGAAGUAUGACCUAUCCACAUCUUUCCAAGAUAGACACUAACAUGUCAUGUCCCAAACAUCAGCACAGUUGGAUUUGAGCUCUGUGCAAUGAUUGAGACUGGGGAAACGCUUGGGCAGGGUAUGAGAAGUAUUAAGCUACCUGUCUUCUCACUUGAGCCUGGAGUAGGCUGUGUGGGCCCUCGCUUGGGAUUCUCUGCAGUUACGUGGAAGUUGUGCUGAUAGUCUAUUUUCUUGUAUCAAUUUCAGUCAGGCAGUAAAUGGUAAACAUGAGGGUGCUCUUGUGACUUAAUUUUUGUUCGAGGACUAAAUUGCUUAUGUUUAUUCCCUGUCAGCAGAGCUGAGGAUUUCUUUCAUCAAUAAACCAAAGCCAGUAGCUGGAGACUGAGAUCUGGUUGGAAGUGGUUCCUGGUUUAGAUGCUGUGCUAUCAUGAGGAGUUGUGAGAUAUUGCUGAGAAAAAAAA